UACAUCUGAACCAUCUCGAGGGAUAUUUUAAUCUGUUAGUGAAUCGCUAUUUUAGCCCAAUUUUGAGGCCUGAUCUUACAAAAAACAAUGUACGAAGACGACGAAGAACAAGAGGAAGGACCAAAGAGUUCAUUUUCGACAUAUCUCGCAGAGGGUGACGUUCUUUUCAAGCAAGGAGAGUACAAGAAAGCUUUAGAUAGCUACUCGUUGGCAUUAGAGUUAAAGCCAACAGACAAGUUUUGCCUUGUUGCUAGGUCAAAAUGCUAUCUUCAACUUGGAGAUAAUGCUUCUGCUCUUAAAGAUGCUGAGGCAGCACUUGAGGAUGAUAAGGAAUUUAACAAGGGUUUGUACCAGAAGGCUGAAGCUCUUUAUGCCAUGGGUGACUUUGAGUAUGCUUUGAUGUUUUAUCAUCGAGGAAAUCAGCUAAGACCUGAGUUGCAGAAGUUUAAACUUGGAAUUCAGAAAGCUCAAGAGGCAAUUGAUAAUUCUAUUGGAGAUGCAGCAAAUGUCAAACUGGAAAACAAGGGAGAUCUUUCAUUCUUUUCCAAGCAGGAUGAAAUGAAAAAACCCAAAGGUUAUAGCAAACCAAAGACACAAGCAGCUAGAAAUCAACAGCAGCAACUUAACAGAGGAAAGAGCAACAAGAGCCCAGCUGCAUCUGAUAAAACUGUCAAACAGCUAUUGGGUGAGAUGUAUGCAGACAAAGAGUAUCUGGAAAAGCUGCUAAAUGAUGAUGAAUUUGUGCACAGCAAAAAUAAUAACAACCAGAUCUAUGAUCUUGUUAUGGGUGGACUUAACUAUCUUGAAUCAAGAACUGAAUUUUGGAGACAGCAAAAACCACUGUAUGCUCGUAAAAAAGAGAGGCCAAAACCAAAGAAGCCUGCACAAAAGAGUAAACCCGGUGAUACCACCAAGUUUAUACUACGGUCUCUUGAAGAAAUUGACCUGGCUUUAGCUGAUGGUGAUGCAGAAGGAAGUUUGAAACAAGCCCAGUCAACAUUAAGAACAGUUCAGUCCCUUGGAGAAGAUAGUGUUCCUAAUAAGGAAGAUGUUAUUGGAAAUCUGCACUCUUGUAUUGGAAAUGCUUAUCUCGAAAUGGAUGACAACAAGAAAGCUCUGGAACACCAUCAAAAGGAUCUUAAAAUCGCAGAAAAAUUAGAAAAUAAGGUUGGAAAAUCAAGGGCAUUGGACAAUCUGGGUAGGGUUUAUGCCAAGGCAGGGGACUAUGGAAAAGCAAUUGACCAAUGGAUGGAUAAAAUGCCACUAGUUAAAUCACCAUUGGAAAGCACAUGGUUGUUUCAUGAGGURGGACGUUGUCAUCUUGAGCUCAAGAACUUCCAAGAUGCAAAGGAAUAUGGUCAAAAAUCUCUUGCUGCAGCACGAGAAGCUGAUGACCAAGUAUGGCAGCUUAAUGCAACAGUUCUUAUUGCACAGGCUGAAGUAAAAUUGAGUGAGCUACAAGAUGCACUUGAGUCUUUCCAGCAAGCCCACGACCUCGCAAAAAUAUUGGAGGACGAGGCAGCUGAGAGUGCAAUAUCUAAGGCUAUCAGAGAUGUAAAUGACAGAAUUGCUCAAGGAGUAAAGAGCAGUGAUGACAGCCAACAGGAGGAACAAAAACCAGAAGACAAACAAGAUGAAGAGCAAACUAAAGAUGUAGCGCAAGAACAAGAAAAACCUGAGGAGGAAAACAAUUCCUCAGAAGCUCAAGAACCUGAACCUGUUAAGCAAGAUGUUGAGCAAGUUGAGAAAGACACAGCUGAAGUAGAGCAGAGCAAAGAAAAGGAAAAUCAAGAUGAUGCAACAGCUGAAUAAGAAUCGAGUAGAAUAUUACAAUGUUAGCAGUUUGUACUUUGUAUAACUUUGUCUUGAAAAUGUAUAAAAAAUUGUUGUCAAAGUGUUGCUUAGAAUAAACUUGUACAAAUUCACACAAACAGCACUAACUUGGCUGGUAGUUGAUAAUUAUUGGUAGUUGAUUAUUAUUGGUGGUUGAGCAUGAAUGGGRAAUGAACAAUGGUCAUAUUUACAGAUUCAGCUGGGAAUUGUUUGAGWUGRGUAUUGGCCUAAACAAGCCAAAUAAGAGAGAGACAUCUCRGAUCAUUACACACAUUGUCUUCUGCUAGACUAACAAACAAAAUAGCAUUCAAUCAUAACUGAAAUACAAUACUUACAAAAAUGUAUCUUUGUUUAUUAUUAAAUACAGUUAAGAUACAGUAAGGACAAAAAAUGAUGAUCAAUAUAUUUAACAGGCAAUGACUGAUUUCCAAUAACUCUUUUCAGUUCAGUUGCAUAGGGAUGGCUAACACUGAUAAGAUCUUUUUUUAUGGACUAUAUACAGUAAAUCAGUGAGGAUUAAYUACUGAGAUCUUCUUGAGUGUCUCUUUUACACUAUCCCAAGCUAUUUUGCCUAUUUAUUUAUUACAUGAAUGUUGUAAUUGUUUUCUUUAGAACAAACUGUUCUAGCUCGUGCAAUGGGUGUUUAUCAAAUAAAUUUUCAUUAAAACCAA
Exaiptasia diaphana is the source of this 2504-nucleotide messenger RNA. Its product is annotated as tetratricopeptide repeat protein 25. The coding region runs from base 88 to 1812 and encodes 574 amino acids. Gene Ontology annotation, molecular function: protein binding. The transcript has 10 exons. Gene Ontology annotation, cellular component: cytoplasm. The record is from RefSeq and is a predicted model, not a curated record. NCBI's taxonomy places the organism in Eukaryota, Metazoa, Cnidaria, Anthozoa, Actiniaria, Aiptasiidae.